Girardinichthys multiradiatus is the source of this 4192-nucleotide messenger RNA. It is a transcript of the gene apba2b, whose product is annotated as amyloid beta (A4) precursor protein-binding, family A, member 2b. Gene Ontology annotation, biological process: chemical synaptic transmission. The record is from RefSeq and is a predicted model, not a curated record. The coding region runs from base 161 to 2983 and encodes 940 amino acids. The transcript has 14 exons. Lineage: Eukaryota; Metazoa; Chordata; Actinopteri; Cyprinodontiformes; Goodeidae. Gene Ontology annotation, cellular component: dendritic spine; plasma membrane; cytoplasm. Gene Ontology annotation, molecular function: amyloid-beta binding; protein binding.
CCUCACGUUAUGCUCGUUCCGGGGCGCAGUGAUCAGCGGCUGCGCUCCGUACGCUGGCUGUCGGUGAAACACAGUGAUGCGCUCCUUGCCAGCUUCGUCUCUGGAAAGGAGCGGACCCAUCAACAUAUGACUUUCUCCAGGUUCAAACCAUUAAGAAUGCAUGGCUUAUAGGCCACAAUUCAUGGCCCAAAGGAAGAGGCCUGGGACCAGUGGGGGAAACAGCAUGCCUGGUCCCGUCCCUGCCUCCUGUCCCACCCCUCGUCCUGCAGAGUCACGGGAUCUGAAAGCCCUGCCAGUGCGGGAGCGCCCACUACGCUACCACAAAGAGUCUCACAAUCCAAAACCACUUCCUCAUUCCUGCAACGCCCAAUUUUCCAAGCCUCAAGAUGUGGGCCGCGGUCAUCCGGAAGAAGAUGUAGAUGUUGAUAUGAAACAGUAUAGCAACCAAGAUGCUGACUCACAGCUUGAGAAUCAGCGGCCAGCUACACCGUCAACACCUGAGCAUCACCCUCAUGAGGGUGAGGACAGCAACAACCAUGAUCAGGCAGACUUUCAUGGUGAAGCUGACAGUCUGGAUGAUGACUCCAGCUCUGACUAUGUAAACAACACUUCAGAGGAUGAGGAAGACUAUGAUGAUGGAUUAGCAGAGGAAGAUGAGGGAGUCACUUAUUACAUUCGCUACUGUCCUGAGGAUGACAGUUACCUGGAGGGAAUGGACUGCAGCAGUCAAGGAGACUGUCACCACAGCCAGGGAGACUGCUCUGGUAGCAUUCAGCAACACGGAUCCCACGUUGGUGAAUGCCAGGAGGCUGAGGAAGGAUGGGCAGAGGAGGGAGAGGAGGAGGCAGAGGGAGUGUUGAGAGAGGAGGAAUGGGUUGAAGAUGAUGAAAGAGAGGAGCCAGUGAGAGAGGAGUGGGAAGAAGAGGAAGAAGUGGUGGAGGAAUGGAGAGAGGGAAAUGAGGAGGCACAAGAGGAAUGGAUUGAGGAGGGCCAGGCGAGCCAGGAGCAGUGGACAGAACGGGAAAGGCAAAGGGUGGAAGAGUGGGGUCAGGGGGAGGGGGAGGUCCGCUGUGAGGUGGUUGAACAAGAUCCCGAUGAACAGAUUUACAAUGGACGCCCAGAGCCCAUAUUGGACCACCAUCAUCACCAGCCUCUGAUCCAAAACACCCCCUGCCACACCCAGAGGCAUGACCGAGAGGAGGAAGAGGCAGAGAGUGAGGAGGGCUGUCCAAAUGAAGACGAAGACGAAGAAGGUGAUGAGAAGGAGAAACAUGGAAGAGCUUACACUGGAGACUAUUAUCCUUCUGAAGACAAUGGGAACUCUGUACGAGUCUCCCCAUACCGCAGCCGUAAGGUGCUGGUAGUGGAGGGUGAGACAGGGGAGGAGGCAGAGGAGGACAUUGAUCAAAUUGUUGCUGAGAUCAAGAUGAGUAUGAGCAUGGGGAGUCUAAGCAGUGGAACUGACCAAUCCCCAGAGGAGCUGGCACAGGACCCUGUAUCAAUUGACUAUCCUCAUUCUAAGUCUGAGGCAGCAUCCUAUGCACCAGUUCACCAUCGCCACGACAGCAGGCCCAAGUCUCUGAACAUCCCCUCCAUGCACCAAAACAACCCUGACCUCCAGAGGGCCAUCAAGUCUCAUCCACGCUCUCCUGAAGACAGACAGAGAUGGGUUCAAGAGCAGGUAAGUAAUGGUCCAGAGCAACCGAGAAAGCAGCAGCGCUCCGAUCUCAAUGUCCCUUUGGAAAACAACAAUGUACCAGAGCCAACAAAGAAAGUUGCAUCCUUCCCCAGCUUUGUUGAUGUCCCUGGACCCUGCGAGCCAGAAGACCUGAUUGAUGGCAUUAUCUUUGCUGCUAACUACCUGGGCUCCACCCAGCUGCUGUCUGAGAGGAACCCUUCCAAGAACAUCCGGAUGAUGCAGGCACAAGAAGCUGUCAGCAGAGUCAAGAGGGUUCAGAAGGCUGCCAAAAUCAAGAAGAAGGCGAAUGCCGAUGGAGAUGCUCAGACUCUGACUGAGGUCGAUCUGUUUAUCUCUACCCAGAGAAUUAAAGUCCUAAAUGCAGACACACAAGAAACAAUGAUGGACAAUGCACUGCGCACUAUCUCCUACAUUGCUGACAUCGGGAACAUCGUAGUGCUGAUGGCGAGGCGGCGGAUGCCUCGAACAGCUUCCCAGGACUGCAUUGAGACUACACCUGGAGCGCCUGAGGCAAAGAAGCAGUACAAGAUGAUAUGUCAUGUCUUUGAAUCUGAGGAUGCCCAGCUCAUUGCUCAAUCCAUUGGUCAGGCUUUCAGUGUGGCCUACCAGGAGUUCCUGAGAGCCAACGGCAUUAACCCCGAGGACCUGAGUCAGAAGGAGUACAGUGACAUCAUCAACACACAGGAAAUGUACAAUGAUGACCUCAUUCACUUCUCCAACUCUGAAAACUGCAAGGAGCUGGUGCUGGAGAAGAGUAAAGGCGAGAUCCUGGGCGUGGUGAUCGUGGAGUCCGGCUGGGGCUCCAUCCUGCCAACAGUGAUCCUGGCCAACAUGAUGAACGGCGGGCCAGCAGCUCGCUCAGGCAAGCUCAGCAUCGGAGACCAAAUCAUGUCCAUCAACAACACCAGCCUCGUGGGGCUGCCACUUGCCACAUGUCAGGGAAUCAUUAAGGGCUUAAAGAACCAGGUUCAGGUGAAAAUGAACAUUGUCAGCUGCCCUCCGGUUACUACAGUUCUCAUCAAGAGACCUGAUCUGAAGUAUCAGCUGGGUUUCAGCGUCCAGAAUGGCAUAAUAUGCAGCCUGAUGCGUGGAGGCAUCGCUGAGCGAGGCGGGGUCCGUGUGGGUCACAGGAUUAUAGAGAUCAACAGCCAGAGUGUGGUGGCCACAGCACAUGAGAAGAUUGUUCAGGCGCUCUCCAACUCUGUUGGCGAGAUCCACAUGAAGACCAUGCCGGCGGCCAUGUUCAGGCUUCUAACCGGACAGGAGACACCCAUGUACAUAUAAGCAGCCAAGAUUCACGUCUACACAGGACAGGAAAACGUUCAUUUAUCUCGCAACAAAAACUACUAGCAGAUCAUGCCUCCCCACUGAUUCCUUUUUCCCUUUUUUUGAACUCUUUGGGCUGAAGACAUUAAUUCUUUAUCAUUUCUCACUUGUCUGUAAUUAACAUGCAACUGCUAUUUAAGUACAGAAGAUGUUACGUCCUUCUGACCAGCUGAAUAGGUGGCAUGUGUGUGUGUUUGACUAUCGCUAAUUCAUUUGUCGUGUCUGAGAUUGUGUUUUGUUCCUUCAUUGAAACAGUGUGGACAGAGUAACUGCUUGAAUGUGUCACAGUUUAUUUUUUGAAAUCCAUGUAAUGCAACAUAAUCGUCCUAAACGUUUUGUACAAUUCCGCUAUUAAUUUAUUUUGCAUGUAUGAAAGGCAGUUGCCUCUGGGACAACAGAGCCACACCUGCACUGUAAAUAUUUCCUGAGAUGGAGGGAGACCACGAUGGUGGCAAAGGCACAAUUACAAAAAUCAUUUAUUAGUUUCCACUGAAAAGGGUCACGAUUUAUUUGUUUGAAUAUGCCGAGCUAAUGUACUGUACAUGUGAAUCAAACCAAUGCUCACAAGCAGGGGUUUAUGGGAGAAACGCCAUAUCCUGUUUAAUUUCAAGGCAAUACAAGAUUUCAACCUCUAAAAACAUGUUUUUUUUAAACCACAUGUACAUUUAAUUAACAAAAAAAAGUUGAAACUGCAUUCAUUCUGCUUUUGAUAUCAGGUCACAUGUACAAAUAAUGUCGCUUUAUUCAUGCGUUACUGCUCCUGUCUGCUCAUCUUUGGAGUUCUGACUGAAACCCAUGCUUACUAAUGACUGGACCGUGAAUGUAAAUGUGUUGUGUGAGCCGUCUCAUUGCCAUAUGCAGUAUUAGAAUGUCUGUACAUAAGGAUAAAAAUUGUCUAGUGUUGUGCUCAUGUUAAGAAACAAAACACACAGGUUUAGUCUCUGCAAACAUCCACCAGAUUACAUUGGACUCCAGGCUUCAGGGCGAACCAGGUGAGCCAGAGAGGGAGAUGUGAAUCACACACUGUGACAGGAAAAAAAACCUUACCGGUUUAUCAACACAUUGUAGUAGAUUUUAUCCGUAUGAACAUUAUCUUUGUGCAUGCUUUGUAAAAGUAGUUUCUCAUGUCAUUGUGGCAAGACAAUAAAAUAUUGAGCUAAACCUGUA